Molecule: messenger RNA, 2593 nt
Organism: Lineus longissimus
Lineage: Eukaryota; Metazoa; Nemertea; Pilidiophora; Heteronemertea; Lineidae
Product: ankyrin repeat, SAM and basic leucine zipper domain-containing protein 1-like
Exons: 12
Coding region: 355-1875 (506 amino acids)
Biological process (GO): piRNA processing
Cellular component (GO): pi-body
Molecular function (GO): protein binding
Source: RefSeq, a predicted model, not a curated record
ACAUGUACACAUUUCAUUUGUCAUGAUAUCUAUCGACUGAUGUGUCAUCUUUUUUGUUUGUCCAUUUAUUACUUAUUUUCUAGUGCUCUACAACAGCAAAGGAGAUAAAAGUUCAUGUUUCAAGUAGCAGAAUAGGCCUUCUUAUAAUUCAUAAAUACAAGUAUUUGUCAUAAAGGUCAGCCUUGAGGUCAAAACAGACAGUUGCCCUUAAUUUAUAGCUGUUUGGUGGCCUAGAUGUUUACCAGUACGACCUAAUCUGUUUUUAUCACUUUGUGUGGAAAAUGGCUGAGGACUGGAUUAUAUUAUUCUCUUGAGUAGACUUAUGUGUCUGGGUGUAAUAUCAUUCUAAAAAAUAUGGCGGAAGUUGAAUCUCGCAGGAAAGUGAGCUGGCAAGUAGGAGAGAAGGACAAGGGUAUUCUGAACCAUGUAGACAUCACUCCGACUCCUGGUAAAGGCCGACAGAAUGCAUUCAACUCGAGCAACAAUGGUUUCAGCGACUCGCGUCGGAACAAAAGCCCGUACAGAGCGUUCUCUGGGCGAUCGAGUCUCCCGGUGGAUGACUUCAGAAUGGCAGUGAUGAAGGGAAACGUCGAGAUGAUUCAACGCUAUCUGAAUGAUGGUGUGGCUGUCGAUACUGUCAUGAAGUCAGGAUGGACAGCCCUGAUGUACGCGGCUAGCUGCGCCAAUAAAGACAUGGUCAAAAUACUCCUGGAAAAUGGGGCUGACAUGGGCUUCCACAAAGACCAGUAUGAUGUUUUGAUGGCGGCUUGUGGCUCCAAUCAGACGAAUGCAGAUGCUGUCACAGAGUGUGUGGCAUUGCUGCUUGAUGCCGGUGCUGACGUCAACAGAUUUGACAGAUAUCACAUGACUCCAUUGAUGUAUGCUGCCCGGGAGGGUCGUGUUGACAUUAUUACAAUGCUCGUAGAAUUUGGUUCCGAUGUGAACAAACAAGACUGGCGGGGUUGGACGGCUUUAGUUUAUGCCACCAGCCGAGGCCACAACAAGGCACUUGCAGAACUGCUCAAACUAAAAGCUGAUCCUAAUACAAGGUGCUCAAAUGGUGAAACUGCUUCAGAUAUUGCCUACAGCAUGGGACACUACAAGGUGGCGGACAUGCUGUCAAAGUAUUCCAGCCAAAAUAAAGAUGAUGCCAUCCUCACUGCCAUGUCAGUAUACGAGAGGGAUGCCGGUGGUGAUUCACAAAGCAGUGAAAGCCAAGCUUUGUAUGAAAAAUACGGCGAACUGGAGAUGUUCCUCUCAGGUAUAGAACUCAGUGAUCUCAUUCCCGUUUUUCGAUCACAACGUGUGACUUUUGCCGCCUUCCUCAGGAUGACUGAUAACGAUUUACAACAGAUAGGUGUCCAAAGGAUUGGUGUGAGAAAGAAGAUCCUGGACAGCAUUCAGAGCGUCCACAAGAAACCUUGGGAGAAGUCCAGCCUACAGUCAGUCCAAUACAACAACUUCAUAAGUUGUGCAGAUGCUGUGACAAUGGUGAACAACAUCAGUAAGCACACAGAUUACAUCACCAGCACAGUCGGUUACAUCAAGGACCAGAUAAUAGCAAACGCUGCCAUACUUGCGAGAGAUCAGGAGGGGACUGGAAUGAAGAUGUUGUGUAAGAGUACUGAUCAGAGUCUCGUCAACAUUCAAGACUUAUACAAGGAAUUGAGUGAACUACGGGAACAUUUGAAUAAGGUUAAGGAUGAUCCAUGCUACCGACCAUCGGAUCUUAUCGAAGGAAAAUCUAGACGGAAAAGACAACGAUGGCCUUUCUUAGUUCUUGGUCUCGGGACUCUCGUUGGAAUAGGCAUUUGGAAAAGGGACUUCGUUUUGGAAAAAGGUGCUGGUAUUUUGACGAGAUUGACUUUCAGAUGAUGAUGUUCUUGUACCAUUUAGAGACAAACAGUUUACAACCUCUCCAAAUAUUGUAGGAAAACUUCAGGAAAACCACUGGAAUGGGCCACGAUGUCAGUUUUAAAAUGAAGAGGUUUUAUUUGAUCAGCUUUUAAAAAGGUGAAUGAAAGUUGGCAGAAAUUUUAGCUUUGUUAUGAAGACAGUCAGAGCCAGGCCGAAUCAGUCCUGGCUGCUCCACCGUGUUGCCAACAUGAUGAGAGAGAUGAGACGGUCACAGCCAGGCCGAAUCAGUCCUGGCUGCUCCACCGUGUUGGCAACAUGAUGAGAGAGAUGAGACGGUCACAGCCAGGCCGAAUCAGUCCUGGCUGCUCCACCGUGUUGGCAACAUGGUGAGAGAGAUGAGACGGUCACAGCCAGGCCGAAUCAGUCCUGGCUGCUCCACCGUGUUGACAACAUGAUGAGAGAGAUGAGACGGUCACAGCCAGGCCGAAUCAGUCCUGGCUGCUCCACCGUGUUGACAACAUGAUGAGAGAGAUGAGACGGUCACGGCCGCAAUAAAUAUAAGAUUACUUCCGCUGUGUCACUUGUGUUCAUCAGUGAAAGCACCUGUGAUAAAAUGUACUGGAAAGUUUGAAGUCUAUCACCAAACCUCACUGCAGGUGCAUUGUACAAAUCUUAAGACGAGCGUAACUGUAUUUCUUGAACAAGUACAAGGAAUAAAGAAACUUGGUUCAAUGUA